This is a messenger RNA of Boeremia exigua, 888 nucleotides long. RefSeq lists its product as uncharacterized. Bases 1 to 888 code for a protein of 295 amino acids. Lineage: Eukaryota; Fungi; Ascomycota; Dothideomycetes; Pleosporales; Didymellaceae. The record is from RefSeq and is a predicted model, not a curated record. The transcript is spliced from 2 exons.
AUGGCGCCAUCUGUGCCACUCGACGAAAUACCGACACUCAAGCUGCUCUAUAUGCUCAAGAAGAUCGAACCUACCGCGAACAACACGCCCGAAUAUUCACCAAGUUCCACAUACAAUGACAGAAUCAGUGUCAUUCGCCAAGACAUCACCACGCUCGCCGUUGACGCGAUUGUAAACGCUGCAAACACGUCGUUGCUUGGUGGAGGUGGCGUCGAUGGCGCUAUCCAUCGCGCAGCAGGCCCUGAGCUGUUGGAUGAGUGUGGGACACUUGGUGGCUGUGAAACUGGCAGCGCAAAGAUUACGGAUGGCUACGAACUGCCUGCUGACAAAAUCAUACACGCUGUGGGACCGAUCUAUUGGAAUAAGAACAAGGAUGACGCGGCAAGAUUGCUAGCAGGCUGCUACAAGACAAGCUUACAACUAGCUGUUGACAACGGCUGCAAGAGUAUUGCGUUCUCGGCCAUCAGUACUGGUGUGUACGGCUACCCUAGUGGUGAGGCGAGCUUGGUCGCUUUGGAGACUGUGCGCACAUUUCUGGACGAAGGCGAGAACGCAGAUAAACUUAGCCGCGUCAUCUUCUGUAACUUCCUCGAGAAAGACGAAAACGCAUACUUCAGAAACAUACCGACAUUUUUCCCUCCUGCAUCUGAUGCGGUAGAAGGUCUUGAAUAUGACACAGAAGAAGAGCAAGAGGAGGAAUCAGAAGCAAAUGCCGCAACUGAGAUUCUUUCACAGCUUCCAGACGCUCCCACCAACGAGCCCGUAGAUGUCGAUCAUGCCGAGCAACCGUCGCAGAAGAAGCAGAAGACCGAUGAUGUUUCAGAUGACGACUUUAUCGUGGUCGAUAAGGAGGAUACGGAGGAGACGAAGCCAAAGGCAGAACUCUAA